Messenger RNA from Colletotrichum orchidophilum, 594 nucleotides. RefSeq lists its product as uncharacterized. The record is from RefSeq and is a predicted model, not a curated record. The transcript has 3 exons. NCBI's taxonomy places the organism in Eukaryota, Fungi, Ascomycota, Sordariomycetes, Glomerellales, Glomerellaceae. Bases 1 to 594 code for a protein of 197 amino acids.
AUGUCCGCAAGCCCAACUUCACCUGGCCUGAGAUCUCAGGCUACAAACCUUCUACAAAAAUCGGCUUCUCUCAGAGCCCGCUACGCUGGGCUGGAGGGUAUGAACGAUGACACGGAAAAUUUAGCCGACCUAGACACAGCCGCGAAAGAGCUAAGGACAGCUAAGAGCACGAGAGAGACAGCUAAGAACGAACUAGACAUAGCUGUGAGCGAGCACACGACAGCUGAGAGCUACCUAGAUGGAGCUUCCGACAACCUUGAGGAAGCUGUCGACAACGUGAUGGAUACUGUCGACAAUGUGAUGGAUACUGUCGAAAAUCUGAAGGAUGCUGCCGACAAUGUGAUGGAUACUGUCGACAAUGUGAUGGAUACUGUCGAAAAUCUGAAGGAUGCUGCCGACAAUCUGAAGCAGGCUGCCGACUGUCUGAAGGAUGCUGCUGACGAUCUGGAGGGCGUUGCCGACUAUCUGGAGGAUGUUAUUGCCGACGCCCACUAUGCACCAGUCAAGGCGGCAGAAAGUCGGCCCGCCAAACAGGCAGCGGGUGAGGCUUGGUCUUUCUCGGCACAGGACUGCAAAGCGUCUGGCCUGGGAUGA